ACGGCGACCACACCAGCACCAUCACCGAGGCGCAGAUCGGGUCGAGCCUCGAGGGCCUCACCGUGCAGCAGGCAGUCGCCAGCAACAGGCUCUACAUGCUCGACCACCACGACCACAUGAUGCCAUAUCUCGUCAGGCCCUACCAGACGACCUAAUCAAGAGGGGCAUGGCGGUCCGCGACCCAUCUAGCCCGCACAAAGUGCGGUUGCUGCUUGAGGACUACCCUUAUGCGGUGGACGGGCUGGCUAUCUGGACCGCCAUCGAGCAGUGGGUGACAGAGUAUCUUGCCAUCUACUACACAAGCGACAGUGUGCUUCAGAGCGACGUGGAGCUGCAGGCGUGGUGGAAGGAGGUUCGCGAGGUCGGGCACGGCGACCUCAAGGACGCGGCGUGGUGGCCUAAGAUGAAGACGGUGGCGGAACUGGUCAAGGCCUGCGCCACCAUCAUCUGGACCGGGUCGGCGCUGCACGCCGCCGUAAACUUCGGGCAGUACCCGUACGCAAGUUACCACCCCAACAAGCCGUCAGCGAGCUGUCGUCCGAUGCCUGAGCCGGACACCGAGGAGUACUCACUGCUGGCCGGCGACCCGGAAAAGGUCUUCAUCCGCACCAUCACCAACCAAAUGCAGGCCAUCAUUGGCAUUUUUCUGCUGGAGAUCUUGUCCAAGCAUUCCUCCGAUGAGAUUUACCUCGGACAGCGUGACACGCCGGAGUGGACGUCGGAUGCCAAGGCACUCGAGGCGUUCAAGCGGUUCGGCAUGAGGCUGGAGGGCAUCGAGAGCCAGGUGGUGGCCUUGAACGGAAACCCCCAGCUCAAGAACCGCAACGGGCCGGCCCAGUUCCCGUACAUGCUGCUCUACCCCAACACCUCCGACCACACGGGCGAGGCCGAGGGGCUCACGGCCAGGGGCAUCCCCAACAGCAUCUCCAUCUAAUGAGAUAUUUGGAGGAACAUUGUUGCUCGCCCGCAUGCAAAGAUGUUGGGGUGCGUGCUUCGAUGAUCAUUGCUUCAAUAAUCUAGUACACCAGUGCUCAUUUGACACCCAAAUGUUAUGUGCGUGGGUAGCCACUGGUCAAUGUAUGUUCCAUGUAAUUUUCCCUUCCAAAUUAUAUAUUAAUAAAGUGAUGGGUUAUGCUUC
Triticum dicoccoides is the source of this 1138-nucleotide messenger RNA. Its product is annotated as linoleate 9S-lipoxygenase 2-like. Gene Ontology annotation, biological process: lipid oxidation. Gene Ontology annotation, molecular function: metal ion binding; oxidoreductase activity, acting on single donors with incorporation of molecular oxygen, incorporation of two atoms of oxygen. Bases 167 to 934 code for a protein of 255 amino acids. The record is from RefSeq and is a predicted model, not a curated record. Lineage: Eukaryota; Viridiplantae; Streptophyta; Magnoliopsida; Poales; Poaceae. The transcript is spliced from 2 exons.